AUGGAUGCGCAGUAUCCCUUUGCUUCCCGCGACGACAUUUGGCGUGUCUUUGACGAGUUGAAGGAGCUCCACAUUGCCCAGUACGAGCAAGGAGAACGGCUCGCGCAACUGGAGCGUCGCCGGGACGACGAUGCUCGACUGAGGAGUCCUUGGUGUCCUGUGUCACCAUUUCCGCACUCGGUUGGGGCGAUCACUCCAGGUAGUCCACCUCUGUCCUCCAGGAUCAAUUCGCCACUUACCAAGACAUCCCUUCCAGACCCCACUUUCCACUCGCCCCCGGAUGCUUUCAAAGGAUUCGAUCAAGGUCACCAUUCCGCAAUGGCCAGUUCUGCUGUGGGGUUUGAUGCCGAGGACGAGCCUAGACGGGGUGCGUCGCGAGCCAACAGUGUCCGCUUUGACGAAAGUGCUAUCCACGGGAACGGCCAGGCUAGCCGUUCCAGCAACGACCUUCCUUUGCGGACCGGCAGCGGCUUGAGUACCCACCCGCUUCUUGAACGGACAUUUUCUCACCAAUCUGAUGGACGAUUGAGUUCAUCCGGUCACUCACACCAUUCCGCUCGGACUAAUAGCCUGCGCCUUAACACCACUCGGCUGCUUGGUACUACGCCUAUCGAAUCCCCUUUGAUUCCCCCUCCUGGACUCUUCUUGCUGGGACCGGUCCCGUCCAUCAUUCGGUGCUGGUUGACUGAUACUUUCACUAAUGGCUCUCUCCUCUACGCAGCCGUUUGCUCGGGCUCUUACGUCUCGACUUUGGGUCUCUCGAUGGUCCGCGAAUUUGGGAUGGAGAACAUGGUCGUGCGCGAGAGCGAUGUUCAGUACAUCAAACUUCCGCUGUAUCUUCCUGAAGCACUUAUUCACCCAUCUUCGUCGCGCCCCGGGACCCCUACUCACCAAGUUCCUACUGUGACCAUCCGCUUUGUGGUUCGAGAGAUAGACGUCGGCGAUAACUCGAUUCAGAUCAUCAUUGGAAGUGACGUGAUGCGUGCCCACAAUGCUGAUAUUUUAUUCUCGCAAGAUAAACUGAUCAUGGUGGACGACGAACACAACCGCGUGUCUGUCCCCCUCGUGCGUCCUGAGAAGGACUCCGUGUUUAAGUCUCUUUGCACUUCUCCUGGUACUCCGAAUUCUGGAGACAUACUGGGACCUCCUACUAAUGGAAAUCCAUCCGUUGGUAUCAUUGGCCGGCCUGCCAAUGUUCAAGGAAAACCGGCCUCUGCGCCUCCAUCGACUCGUCUGUCUGGCAGCGAGAACAUCGAUCCUCACAAGUCCCACAUACAGAACACCCAGGCUCAUGCUCACGUUGCAGCUGAAACGCGCCCGGCGUCUGCCAAUCCACCGACUUCUGAGCCUACUAAAACCGAGGAUAUCUCUUGUUGGGGCGGCCCAUGGCGCCGCGAUGCCAAGAAAUCCACCAACACAACGAAAACGUCCGAUAAACGCGAGAUGAAGGUCUUCCGCACCGGAAAAUCAACCAGCCAUGCGAACUCCACAACUUCGGCCUCGGCUCCUGGCAGUGCUACCACUGAGCAGGCCAACAAGUCGUCUCUGCCCAUUACUUCUGUCCACCAUCCAACUACCCCUUCGGACAAGCAUGGUACGCUGAAUCCCGUGGGUGGUGCAUCGGCGUUUGGAUGGCUCAACCCGCCCCAUCACAAUGCCUCGUCCUAG
Molecule: messenger RNA, 1668 nt
Organism: Penicillium egyptiacum
Lineage: Eukaryota; Fungi; Ascomycota; Eurotiomycetes; Eurotiales; Aspergillaceae
Source: the annotation of a GenBank genome assembly